This is a messenger RNA of Populus trichocarpa (black cottonwood), 1411 nucleotides long. Its product is annotated as defective in cullin neddylation protein AAR3. Gene Ontology annotation, molecular function: cullin family protein binding; ubiquitin-like protein binding; ubiquitin conjugating enzyme binding. The transcript has 8 exons. Gene Ontology annotation, cellular component: ubiquitin ligase complex. The coding region runs from base 239 to 1180 and encodes 313 amino acids. Gene Ontology annotation, biological process: positive regulation of ubiquitin-protein transferase activity; protein neddylation. Lineage: Eukaryota; Viridiplantae; Streptophyta; Magnoliopsida; Malpighiales; Salicaceae. The record is from RefSeq and is a predicted model, not a curated record.
UGGAAAAAAGGAAAGCAGCUUCUAAUUGUAAAACAUCUCUACUGCAGAGAGAGAGAGAGAGAGAGAGAGAGAGAGAGAGAGAGACAAAUACCCCAUUCACCUCUUUCAAUCUAAUCAAUGGCUUCAAUUUGAAGUUGUAGUUUUAACCUUUUUAGGCUCUAAACAAACACCAUUCAUCUCUCUCUCUCUCUCUCCCCCCCCCUUAAAACCCCAUCUACCUUCCUGUUAUCCGACCGAUAUGGACUCACCGGGUUCAAUCUUUGAGAUUUACAUCCGUUACCAUGACAUUAGAUCACUAAAAUCAUGUCAAACGGAUGGACAUGAUGAACACGAGGGUAAAAUUUCCAGGGAUGCUUUGGCUCAGCUUUCGAAAAUUGUGGACUUAAAAUUCCAUUCAAGAACUUCAAUUUUUGAUGAACUUCUCAAGCUCAUGUCAAAGCUAGAACUUAUGGCGGAUUUCUCAGAAUUUUCUCGUUUCUAUGAUUUUGUAUUCUUCAUGUGCCGUGAAAAUGGUCAAAAGAAUAUCACUGUAAACAAGGCUGUUACAGCAUGGAAAUUAAUUUUAGCUGGGAGGUUUCGGUUGCUAAACCAAUGGUGUGACUUUGUUCAGGAAAAUCAACGACACAAUAUAUCUGAGGAUACUUGGCAGCAAGUUUUAGCUUUUAGCCGGUGCGUACAUGAAAAUCUUGAAGGGUACGAUCCUGAAGGUGCUUGGCCUGUCCUAAUAGAUGACUUUGUUGAGCACAUGUACAGGGUAUUGGGGUCAAACAGGGAGCCAAACUUUUUCUGUAAUUGUGGUGAUUCAGAGUCUCAAUCAUGCACAUUCGAAGACCCUCUUCCUGGAUUGAAAGAUACUCCUGGUUUGAAGAGGAAGUUGUCUAGCUUUCAAAUGGAGGAAAUGGCGUCCUCAAAUGCUGUCUUCCUUGAUUCUGUCAGUCCAAAUUUUAUAUUGAAUUCAAAGAGAAGUAGGCUGAUUGAUUACAGACCAUUGAACUGGGAGGAUAAUCCACCUGGUAAUUCAGCCAGUGACGGCAUGGAUAUCACUAAGCAGAAUAAUUCGCUGGGGUCCAUGAAAUCUCCAUGUGCAGUUGAAGGAUGCUUGUCGAGGGGCUUUGCAGGUUUAUUCUCAACUCGUUCCUAUCUACAACUUGACCGGGAGAGGAGAGUCUCGUAUACAUAGAGCUUCCACCUGAGUAACAAAUACAGGAAAACUGUCCAUUGCCACCCAGUCUUCAACAGUUCCACAAGGAUAUAUCUAUUUUGAACUGCACUUGUAAGGGUUGUUGGUUGCAGGUCGGUGUGAUUGAUAGAAGUAAUAAAAAUAUUCCUUAGAUUGUUUGAUUUCAUAAUCUUGUCAGAAAAAAUAAACGAGGGUUUCCUGUUUCAAUGAAUGUGACUGUAUUUUUUGUUA